UUACUUUUUCUUCCAUGAGCUUUUUCUGUCCCUCUCCGGUGAAGGUUGGGGCCAUUAAUUGGUGCCUCCAGGACUAGCGGCCUUGUGUGAGGCUAGUCUUACAAUGGGUGGAGAUGUGUUUGAGAGUAGCUGGGGUUGGGCAGAGGGCACAGGUUGGGUAACCUGUUCAGCCCAGUUGAUUGGCCAAAAUGGUUGUCUGUCAAGUGCCCCGCCUUCUAGCUCCACAGAUACAGAUUGGCUCUGGCUAUGGGUACGAAUCAGUUUUGCACCAAAUAUAAAAUUGGGAAAACGGUAUAAAAUUGGGAGCUAAAAAAAAACAACAGGUUUUGAGACUCCUAUCGACAGAUUAAAGCAGUUGUAGCUAUUGACUUGUGGGCAUGUGAGAAAAUAGUCAGAGACCCAGUAUAUUAAGUAAAUGCAUUAGGAAGAAAAUAUUCUUAUGGAAAUCUUGUUGCAUUAAUUCACAUAAAAACGUACACAUUUGUCCCAACAUUUCCAUUUUUUAACUGUGAUUCUAGAUCACUUCUUCCAACACAAAUAUUUGAUUAACACAUAGUAGCUAUCCAUGUCAUACCUUUACAGAACAUCUGGCACUUAUGUAACUCAGGUUGUAUUGUAGGCCUACAUCUAGGGCUACUGAAUAUCCCAGUUUUUUCCCUAUGCAGACAAACAAUCAUUUGGCGACUCCUCCCAUAUUUCUGGCAACACGCCACUGCUGUAACAGAAUCAUUUUUGUUGGGGGGUGGGGCAGAUUGUCCUUUUUCUCAGAUGGGUAUAAAGAGCAUCAGUUGACUUGGGCGACAACAAUCUGUCGAGGUAUCACCCGUCAAUUCACCUCCAGCAUGGUAAGGGUGUCUGUACCUGCAUCAUCAUGAAGAUCCUCAUUGUCUAUUCCUGUGUGCUGCUUAUGGGCAUGGCAGUAACCACCUCUGCCAAGACACUGGCCUCCAGCCCAGAUGAAAAGGUGGACAUGGAGAAGAAUCAGACUAUUGAUGAACUGGCCAGCGGACCUGAAUAUGAUGAAUCCAAUGGUGGGAACAAGAGAGCCAAAAGAUAUGUCAAUAACUAUUAUGGUAAACUCGACUUCAACUGCCCAAGCCUUGACAGCAUAUCGGGGAUUAGAAGUUGCCACCAUAACCGCCAUGAAGACAGAAAAUUUGGUUUCAACUGCAAAAAAACAUUUCAGUACAACCCAAUCUGCGAGACGAGACGAGACAAGACUUGGGUGAACAACUUUGGUCAACGGUUUACGUAUACAUGUCCCAAUGACAGUGUCAUAGCAGGCAUUAUCAGUGACCACAACAACCACCACCAGGACCGCCAAUUUGCUUUCAAAUGCUGCCAGUCCCAAUUCUACCAAAAAUUAAAUGGUUGCUACUGGACCGGGUAUGUGAACCUCUUUGAUCAGUACUUCGAGUGGCAGCCCAAGAGUGGCUACUACCUUGCUGGCGUGUCCUCCGAGCACAACAACCAUUAUGAGGAUCGUCGCUUCAAAUUCUAUGCUUGCUCCAUGACUUUACACAUUACCUGAGGAAGUUGAUGGCAUUCCCAGUUCCACUCUUUCACAUAUUAGAAUGUUCUUAUUGAUAUAUGCAUGGAUUCUUUUCAAAUUAGAUUAUUUAUAUUGCUAGUUACUAUGGGAGAUUCAGUGCUUGACUAAACUGAAAAUCUAAACAAAACUACAAGUCUGUACAUUCAUUCACCUCUCACAGAGUUGCACAUCAUUUCAGUAGGCCUACAAUGGUUUUACUAGGGUUUGAACAAAAUCGAUCACUAUAUUUUAUAAUCUCGCAUAAUUUUUUGGAAUCGGAAACUGUUUUUUUUUUUUUUUUUUUUAAAGAGACAGACAACAACCAAACAAAUGCAUAUUCAAUAAUCACUGACCUUGUUUCAAAAUUUGUUCGUGUUUAUAGAUUAGA
This is a messenger RNA of Sardina pilchardus (European sardine), 1919 nucleotides long. Its product is annotated as hemagglutinin/amebocyte aggregation factor-like. The record is from RefSeq and is a predicted model, not a curated record. Gene Ontology annotation, biological process: collagen fibril organization. The transcript is spliced from 6 exons. Lineage: Eukaryota; Metazoa; Chordata; Actinopteri; Clupeiformes; Clupeidae. The coding region runs from base 872 to 1531 and encodes 219 amino acids. Gene Ontology annotation, cellular component: extracellular matrix.